CAGCGAGUUUACAAUCUCAGUUUGGUUUCCAACCCCGCAGCAACGCCGUUACUGACGAGCUUUGACAACUUUCACCGGAGAUUCUUGUUUUAUUUGGCACAUUUUGCCCGCGAGUUAUGCGUAAAAAGGCGCAGCGCUGGUUGUGACGCAUGGUCACCGCUUUGGAUCUACCCAAAAGUCCUCCCAGCAGGUGAACAUCUACACUGGAAAUAUACGCACUUUUUUUUUUCUUUUUUUAAAGAGGAUCUAAAACAGGAUGAAUAUUUUGUGGGUGUGGAUGUUGUGCAUCGUUGAUUUGUCAGAUGCUGUGAUCGACUUAACCAUGAUAUCGACAGCAGAGGUCACCAAAGUAAAUCACUUUUCCAUCUCAUGUAUCAACGGAGACCGCACGCCUGCCCAUGUGGAACUGGACAUCAAGAGAGACAACAAAAUCCUCAUAUUCCCAAAGAUGCCAAAUUUCAAACUACAUAAACCCAGGAACAAGAAAGUGGUGGCCAGGGACUUCAAAGACCUGGAUAACAUCGGUAUCUUUUACUGCGAAUCCACUCAGGAAGUUCCUCCGCUUGAGACGGUCACAAUGAUUAACAACUUUGGCAGAGCAAACUUUGUCCCGAAUCACCUGACUCUGACUGCCAAUAAAGGGGAAACGGUUCACCUCAGCAUGCAGCUCCUCAGCUCCCAAAAGAGGGACGUGACCUGGAAGUACAAUGGAAAUUACUAUUACAUGACUCACUGGAACGACAUGGUCAACCGCACUGCUGUUCUGACCGUGGAGAACGCAGCUUUUGCCAAUGAAGGCAUCUACAGUGCCAGCUACGUGGGGGACAGCCCUCUGCAGGGGGCCUGGAUGAGACUCAUUGUCAGAGAUUGUCCCAGUAAGAAAUGGGGUCCUUACUGUGACAAGGACUGCCCGGAGUGUCUCAACGGUGGAGUUUGUCAUGAUGUGGAUGGAGACUGUAUCUGCCCUCCUGGGUUUAUGGGAACACGCUGUGAGACCGCCUGCAGAGAAGGAAUGUUUGGUCGAAACUGCCAAGAGUCGUGCAGCACAGAACUAAACUGCAAGGGCCUUCGCUUGUGCCUACCUGACCCUUACGGCUGCUCCUGCGCUAGUGGCUGGUUUGGGAGCCGUUGUGAGAAGGCCUGUCAUAAUGACAUGUAUGGACCAGACUGCAGGCUGAGCUGUCGAUGUCAGAAUGGAGGAGUCUGCAAUCGCUUUAGUGGAUGUCAGUGUCCCACAGGAUGGAGGGGACAGAACUGUGAGAAAUCUGACCGAGCUCCAGAGAUCUUGGACUUGGACAGCAAUUUAGAGUGGAAUCUUAACUCGAGCCCAAAGAUAUUUUGUUCAGCCACAGGCAAUCCUCUGCCCAGCCAUGACAGCAUUGAGCUGCGGAAGUUGGACAGCACUGUGCUCAAGGCCUCACACACUGUCAUGGACUCCAAUAAAAGUAUAGCCAUGUUUGAGAUCCCUCGUCUGAGUGCCCAACAAGGAGGACUUUGGGAGUGCAGGGUGUCGACCAACGGAGGCCAGGAUUCCCGUAAAUUCAAUCUCACUAUUAAAGAACCACCUGUGCCAACCACUGCUCCCAUACUGAUGGAGAAGAGGAGUAAGCAGCUACUUGUGAUGCCUAUGGACUGCCACAGAGGAGACGGGCCCAUUGUCUCCACCAGGCUCCUCUACAAGCCCGUUGUGAAUACCGAUUCUUGGUCCUCCAUCAUCGUCUACAGUGAUAAAGAGCCUAUCACGCUGAUGAACCUGGAGCCUUCAACACGGUACCAUGUACGAGUCCAGCUGACUCGCCCUGGUGAGGGAGGAGAAGGGGCCCCUGGGCCGGAGGCCAUAAUGGAAACCGACUGUCCUGAGCCCACAUUUCGACCCGAGAUUGACAUCAGCUUGGUGGAAGGUCGCAACGUCACCGUGCGAUGGCGACUUCCCAGCAACAGUGACAUUAAUGCCGUCACAGCCAGUGGCUUUUUAGUGCAGCUCUUCGGGCCACCGCCGCGCAGUGAGAAACUACUGGAGGCUAUCACCAUGUUAAAUGUUCUGUCCAAAAAGUUCCACAACUUGGAGUACCAGCAGGACUACACGGUGGUGGUGCGCCUCAUCAACUGCGGCAGCCAGGGGCCCCCGUCAAAGCCCUACCACGUCCGCAUCAACAGCCAGGGCCCAUCACCCCCGCGCAAUGUCCUUACUCUGCCCCUGUCCGUGUCGGCCAUCCAAGUGAAGUGGCAGCCCCCCGAGGAUGUGAACGGAGGCGUCAUGAAAUAUGUGAUUGAGUACCAGCCAGUCGGCCAGGGGAGCCCGCACCUUUGGGUGGACACAGACGAUGGAAACAAGACCGCCAAAGAUGUGACGGCGCUCAACAGCAGCACACUCUACCAGUUCAGAGUGAGGGCUUUCUCCAAAGUACCAGGAGAGUGGAGCAAGUUUGUUCAAGAGAUGACAUCAGGGGAUGGCUCGGAGAGUUUAACGCCGACCACCCAGGGUGUGGCUCGGAGGCCUGCUGGGGACAACUAUCAGCUGCUGGUGGCCGUGGUUGGAUCCGUGACCGUCACCUGUGUGACCAUUCUGCUGGCACUGCUCGCUUUCUUUUUCAUCCGCAAAACCGUACUGAGUCGACGACGCACAUUCACCUACCAGUCUGGAUCGGGUGAGGAGACAAUCCUGCAGUUUAACUCUGGAACUCUGACCCUGACCCGAAGGCCAAAGCCCACCCCAGAGCCUCUUACCUAUCCAAUCCUGGAAUGGGAAGAUAUUAAAUUCGAGGAUGUCAUCGGAGAGGGCAACUUUGGACAGGUGAUCAAAGCCAUGAUCAAGAAGGACGGAAACAAGAUGAGCGCGGCCAUAAAAAUGCUGAAAGAGUUUGCCUCAGAGAAUGACCACCGGGACUUUGCUGGGGAACUGGAGGUGUUGUGUAAACUAGGCCAGCAUCCCAACAUCAUCAACCUGAUUGGUGCCUGUGAGAACAGAGGUUACCUGUACAUAGCCAUAGAAUACGCUCCCUACGGUAACCUUCUGGAUUUCUUGCGAAAGAGUCGCGUCUUAGAGACAGAUCCUGCAUUCGCCAAGGAACACGGCACGGCCUCAACGCUCACCUCCCAGCAGUUACUGCAGUUUGCCGUGGACGUGGCGACUGGGAUGCAUUACCUCAGUGACAAACAGUUUAUUCACAGAGAUCUGGCUGCCCGGAACGUUCUUGUCGGCGACAAUCUUGUGGCGAAGAUAGCAGACUUCGGUCUAUCUCGUGGUGAGGAGGUUUAUGUUAAGAAGACAAUGGGUAGGUUGCCUGUUCGCUGGAUGGCCAUUGAGUCUCUGAACUACAGCGUGUAUACAACCAAGAGUGAUGUGUGGUCUUUUGGAAUUCUCCUAUGGGAAAUUGUAAGCUUAGGUGGCACACCGUACUGCGGGAUGACGUGUGCAGAGCUCUAUGAAAAGUUGCCACAAGGCUACAGGAUGGAGAAGCCCAAAAACUGUGAUGAUGAAGUUUACGAGCUCAUGAGACAGUGCUGGAGGGAUCGACCCUAUGAAAGACCCCCUUUCUCCCAAAUCUCAGUGCAGCUCAAUAGGAUGCAGGAGGCCAGGAAGGCCUAUGUGAACAUGGCCCUCUUUGAGAACUUCACCUACGCUGGAAUCGAUGCUACUGCGGAGGAGGCCUGACUACCAGCCCCCCCAGGCCCUGGCACGCCACGAAACCUCAAGAAGAAGCCCAAAAGGUCGUCCCCACGUUACUGCCACCUGCCCGCUGCUCACCGCAGAGACAGGAGGCCCAGACGCUCGCUCAAAACCACUCAGUUAUAGACGGAGGACUGUGAAAGGACACAAUGUGGAUGCACCUGUGGGUUGGAGGCGAUCACUACCAAGAGUCACAUCAUUGAGCCUCUUCUCGUUGCAGAGGUGACACUUUUGAGAGCCAAAGAGAAAAUGGCACAUCUGGAGUAUUAUGGCAUGCUGAAACACUACAGGGUCUGAGGGGUGUUGGACUUUAUUAUCUCUGUAAUCCAAAUGGAGGAGUGUGUGUUAUUGUUGUUUUUUUAUCUUUGAACGGACUUAGAGUGAAUCACAAACAUUUAAGUCCCCAAACAGGUGGAAACUCAUGAAAAUGUAGCACUUAUCACCGUCUGUGUAUUAUCACUGCCAUGUGAACUACUGUAUAUAGUUUUUUUAAGACCUACAAUAUCCUGAAUGUAAUUUGCCUAAUAGUACAGAAACACUAAUGUGUAAAAAUGUGAGAUUUUUUUUUCUUUUGGUUUUGGAUUAUUUUUUUUUUAACCACACUGGAAAAAAAACUGUGAUAAUGGAACAAGAAAUAUUGGCUUUCCAGAAUGCUGGGGACGGGUAAAGUGGUGCAUAGUGCUUCUUAUCCUCACAGCCAGGAGAGUCUGGAUUUUCUCUGAACACUUUUGCUUUCUUUUAGAUCCUGAAAAUGAGACUCAAAAUUGUCUGUUGUGAGUUGUUUCCUCUUUAUGUUUACUUUGUGAAUGACUGGCAACUAUUAGUCCAGGGUGUUUGCCGCCUUUUGCCAGCUGGGAUAGGCAACACCUUGCCUGCAACCCUAAAAAGGAGUAUAGCAGUACAGAAACUUGGCAAGUUAAAUUACCUUGCUUAUCUCAGAUUUGACUACAUAUUAUCUAAAAUAAGCAAACUGGUCUAAAAAAAUAUGUACAUAUGCAGUUUGGGCCUGAAUAAAACACAUGCAAACUUGAUCUAUUAAGCUGAUCAAGUUAGCUUGUGUCUCUUAAAUGAGCAAACAAGAGCUCAAGCCAGCGUUUGUUUUCAUGUAUAUGCAAAAUAUAUGCUGAUUAUUAGAUCACCCGCACCAUGACGAGAUGCAAAUAUAAUCACUUAGUACUUGCAAUGUGAUUUAUUAAAACUGUUUUGUGACCGCU
This is a messenger RNA of Nerophis ophidion (straightnose pipefish), 4884 nucleotides long. RefSeq names its product tyrosine kinase with immunoglobulin-like and EGF-like domains 1 (gene tie1). The record is from RefSeq and is a predicted model, not a curated record. The transcript has 24 exons. The coding region runs from base 257 to 3655 and encodes 1132 amino acids. Gene Ontology annotation, biological process: multicellular organism development; protein phosphorylation; positive regulation of kinase activity. Gene Ontology annotation, molecular function: ATP binding; transmembrane receptor protein tyrosine kinase activity; protein binding. Lineage: Eukaryota; Metazoa; Chordata; Actinopteri; Syngnathiformes; Syngnathidae. Gene Ontology annotation, cellular component: signaling receptor complex.